AUGUUUGGCGCAACUCGCUCUUGGACAUCCCCACGUCCCCUCGCAACCUCUAACUCACAGUUCUCAAAAACUCUCAACUCUACAUCAAUCAUGUCUGGCAAAGGAAAAGGCGGCAAAGUCGGUGGCAAGUCUGGUGGAAAGGCCUCUGCCGCUGGUGCUGAUGCCAAGGGUGCCUCUCGCUCAUCCCGAGCUGGUCUUCAAUUCCCCGUCGGUCGUAUUCACCGUAUGUUGAAGCGUGGCAACUAUGCUCAACGUGUUGGUGCUGGUGCUCCAGUCUACCUCGCGGCUGUCCUCGAAUAUCUCGCCGCUGAGAUUCUCGAACUCGCUGGCAAUGCUGCCCGUGAUAACAAGAAGCAACGUAUUGUUCCUCGUCAUUUGCAACUCGCCAUCAGGAACGAUGAGGAAUUGAACAAGCUCCUCGGUGAUGUUGUCAUCUCUCAAGGUGGUGUCGUCCCACACAUCGCUCCUGAGCUCUUGCCAUCCAAGACCAAGGGUAGCUACGAGGAAUAG
This is a messenger RNA of Acaulospora colombiana, 510 nucleotides long. Lineage: Eukaryota; Fungi; Glomeromycota; Glomeromycetes; Diversisporales; Acaulosporaceae. The record is from the annotation of a GenBank genome assembly.